Jaculus jaculus (lesser Egyptian jerboa) is the source of this 1491-nucleotide messenger RNA. It is a transcript of the gene Lrrc74a, whose product is annotated as leucine rich repeat containing 74A. The transcript has 14 exons. Gene Ontology annotation, molecular function: protein binding. NCBI's taxonomy places the organism in Eukaryota, Metazoa, Chordata, Mammalia, Rodentia, Dipodidae. The record is from RefSeq and is a predicted model, not a curated record.
AUGGAAUACGAAAACGAGGAUCUUCUUGGGUAUGAGACAAAAGAUGAAACUGAAACUGAAGCUGAAGCAGCGCCUCAAAGCAGCGACGACACUCUUUACUGCGAGGCCGAGACCCUUAUAAACCCUGAGAAAGAGAAGACCAAUCAGGAAGAUGCCGAAACAGACCUGGAGAUUGAAGACACAGAAAAGUUCCUCACCAUCGGACAGAAGGAACUGUACCUGGAAGCCUGCAAGCUGGUGGGCGUCAUACCUGCCUCCUACUUCAUCCGGAAUAUGGAGGAGCCCUGCAUGAACCUCAACCACCAUGGGCUGGGACCCCUGGGUACCAAGGCCAUUGCUAUAGCCCUAGUGUCCAACACGACCAUCCUCAAAUUGGAGCUGGAAGACAACCGCAUCACGGAGGAGGGCGUCUUGAGUCUGAUGGAGAUGCUGCAUGAGAACUACUACCUCCAGGAGCUGAAUAUUUCUGACAAUGACCUUGGUUUGGAGGGCGCCAAGAUCAUCUCCAAUUUCCUCCAGGAAAAUAACUCCUCACUCUGGAAACUGAAGCUUUCAGGAAACAGCUUCAAUGAAGAAUGCGCUGCCCUCCUUUGCCAAGCCCUGUCGUCCAACUACCGAAUUAAGACGCUGAAUCUCAGUCACAACCAGUUCUCUGACACAGCAGCCGAGCACCUGGCGCAGAUGCUGGCUCUCAAUGUAGGGCUCCAGUCGCUGAACCUGAGCUGGAAUCACUUCCACAUACGUGGAGCUAUGGCCUUAUGCAAUGGUCUCCGGUCUAACGUGACCCUGAAGAAACUGGACGUCUCCAUGAAUGGCUUUGGCAAUGAAGGCGCUCAGGCCCUUGGGGAUGUCCUCAAAAUCAACAGCUCUCUGGUCUACAUAGAUCUCUGUGGCAAUGGGAUCAGCAAUGAUGGGGCCUCCAAACUCAGCAAGGGACUAGAAGUCAACGAGAGCCUCCAAGUGCUGAAGAUUUUCCUGAACCCAAUAAACGCCGAGGGAGCCACGUCACUUAUCCUGGCCAUCAAGAGGAACCCCAAGUCCAAGAUGGAAGAGCUUGACAUCUCUAACGUACCGGUAUCCGAGCAGUUCUCCAAAAUACUGGAUAGCGUGUGUUCCACUCACCCGCAGCUCGAUGUGGUGUUCAAGGGAUUGCAAGGCCUCCCUACAAAGAAAACCCUGUUCCUGUGGACCAACCCCAUGAGACUGAUCCAGAUCUACGCAGAUCAGAACAAAAUCUCAGUCAUGGACUUCUUCAAGAGCUUGACCCCUACGGGGUUAAUGACGAUGCCGGUGGGCGAGUUCCGGAAGGCUAUGGUGCAGCAAACCAUGGUCCCCAUCAACCGGUACCAGGUGAGGGAGCUGAUCAAGAAGCUGGACUGCAAGGCUGGCAUGGUGAACUUCAGUUCUCUUGCAUAGCAGAGCUUCAGCCAAACGCUACAAUGGAGGCCAAAGGAGCUCCAACUCCCACAGCCCAGAGGCCCAGGGGGCUAA